AUGAAGAGGUUUUUGCAAAACAAAAAAGGCAGACAUUCAUUGCGUCAAAACAAAAGGACUUCUCGUUGCCAAUCCAAAGAUUUCUUCCUCAACAUGCCGACAUCCAACCAGGGCUGGCCCGAGGAGUUUGGAUUCCAGCUAGGCGGGAAUGGACCUAGCUAUAUUUUGUCUGUGGAAGAAGGAAGCAGUGCCCAACUGGCCGGUCUGCAGGCUGGAGAUCAAGUUUUGGAAAUUGAAGGCCACAAUGUAUCAAUGCUGGGACCGCAAGCUGUUAUUGCCAUCGCCCAGACCCAGAAGAACAUCCCCCCCAGCAUUGGAGUUGUGUCUCGCAUACAGCAGAUGGAUAUCAUACCAGGUCCUGAUGGACGGUUUGGUUUCACCAUUGUAGGCGACAGUCCCUUGUUGGUGGAGGACUGCUCCCCCUUCUCCCCAGCAGGCCGUGCAGGUUUGAGGGCAGGGGACUGCGUCAUGGAGGUCAGCGGCAUCCCCGUUAGGCAGCAUGAGACGGCUGCGGCGCUAAUAAAGUCCUCCCAGGGCAGGACGCUGCGCCUAGGUGUAUUGCACUUGGGCGCGAGGCAGAAAGACAGCAUCAACAUGGAGGAAAGUCAGAUAGUAGGGGAGGGCGCAAGGGUAAACCGGAAAUAUAAGGCUCUGGAGUUCAACAGGAAGGUUGAGCAGAUUUUGAGUGAUGAGCCCAACGUGAAGGAGAAACUGUUCAGCGUGUUAAAGCAAUAUGCGGCUGAGAAGAAUGUCGACUGGUUGGCCUCCAUUUUGCCUGAAAUCCUUAUCACCGAUGAUCACAGACAGCUCAUCUCAAGUAUCCGAAUCUUCAUUCCCAAGAAGCACCGGCAACGCUUUGAUGAGUCCGUCUCCCAAAACGUGAUCAACAGGCUGUGCCGCAGCAAGAGCAUAAGCGAGCCACAGGGCAGAAUCCGUCGCAGCCGGAGCGAAGACCACUCGGACCGUCACCAUGGGAGCAAACGGGCCAGUUCGGUACCCCGAGAUGGUGGGGAACCAGGAGGAAGGGGCGAUAUGGAAAGAGACAGAGGUCACAGGAAGUCAGUCUCUGGAGUACCAACACAUCCCCCCAUUGGACCUAAUCAGAGGCUCAUCCGUGUCUACAGAGGCAAGAAAACCUUUGGCUUCACACUGCGAGGUCACGCGCCAGUCUGCAUCGAUUCAGUCAUUGCAGACAGUCCUGCUGAAGAAUGUGGACUUAAACCAGGCGACCGCAUCCUCUUUCUCAAUGGACUAGACAUGAGGAACUGUUCCCAUGAAAAGGUGGUAUCCAUGCUGCAGGGCAGCGGUGCCAUGCCCACCCUGGUUAUAGAAGACGGUCCGUCCGAUUACUCCUCAGACCCGACAGAACAAGAAGAAACUCCGAGUCUGUCCUCCAACACAAUGCCGCGCUCUCGAUCUCCUGUUCUCAGCUCCCUUCAGUGGGUGGCUGAGAUUCUGCCACCAAGCAUCAAAGUCCACGGGAGGACAUUCAGCCAGCAGUUGGAGCACUUACUGACUAUCCAGGAAAGGUACACGGUCUGCAAGGCCCUGGAGACCUUCUUCCAGCACAGGAAUGUGGAUACUCUCAUAGUUGAUGUGUUUCCAGUGUUGGACACACCAGCUAAGCAGCUCAUCUGGCAAUUUAUUUACCAGUUACUGACUUACGAUGAGCAGGAACGCUGCCAGAGCAAGUUGUCACGUUUCCUGGGCUUCAAAAGCAGUGAGCCUGACGCAGGUUCGGACCACCAUCGAAGGAGCAGCUCCGUUCGAAUAUCUGGCACGCCGUAUCGCAGCUGCGUGCGAGAGAGGAGUUCUGAUGACUGCAUCAUCGGAACUCACCUAGGAAUGGGAAUUCAUGUGGAUGAAUGUGGCAGCCAGGAAGAGAGGCAAUCCGGAGAUGGAACCUCCUUCCCUGAGUCUCCUGACCUCAGUCAUAUGUCAGGUGUAUACACGGAGCUGGAGAAUGUGUACGCAGGGAAGAGUGUGUCCCCGCUGCAGGGGGGAACCCCAGCAGAGUCCGAGGGGCCGGGACAGACUGAGCAAAAUGAUCUACUAUAUUCGUCAAUCUCCCACCUUCCAGGUAACCGUAAAUCAGGCCUGUCCCUGACCUGGAAGGAGCCCCUCCCAACACCUGUCUAUGGGAUCCAUCAUCAAAGCAGCGUGGACUCCAACCCUUAUGUCAGCCUGGAGAGCCCCCCAGGUUCACCCCAACACAGCCCCAGCACGAUGGGCCGCCGCAAGAAGCUGUUCACUUUCUCCCGUCCGCCUCGUAGCAGGGAUACAGACAAGUUCCUGGAUGCUCUCAGUGAGCAACUGGGCCAGCGCGUCACCCUGGAUGACUACGUGCCGGGCGAGAACGACUACGAGGAGAUGAGCUUCCCAGAGGAUCAAGACACUGGCUUCAUACGUCGGCAGCUCAGUAGCGGCAGCAGUGAGGACCACAGUAGCAGUGACGAAGUUUCCUCUCCCUGCUACUCUUCUGGUUCCGAGCAGAUCCCCCCUCCUCCUAAACAGAGCCCCCCACCUCCUCCACCAUUCCAGGUCUUGUUACCUCCUCCAGUCCAGUUCACGGACCCCGUCCCACCUGUUCGCUUCUCCCCGGAACACGUCCCCCGCAGUCGGAUGCCCUUCCAGCCUCACCACCCCAUCAUCCCCCCUCCUCCGCCCCCUUUGAGGACCAUCCUGUCCAACCGAUCGCCUCUCCACAAUGUCCUGCCCACGAGGGAGGGCACGGACGACCAGCGAUUCCAAACGCUGUCGCGUGGCCGCACCACCUUUACCACCACCACUACCAUUCUGCGAUCGUCUCGCCCCAGCUACCUCCCCCGCCAGCUUAGCCAACCACAGCCCAUUUGUCAGCCCUCUCCCCAGCUGUCCCCUCAAACGCUGCGGCCGAGCCAGCUUGUCCUGCACAGGCACCACCAACUCCACCACCAGCACAGCUAUCAGGGUCCUCUACCCCCGUCCCUCGAAGAUCACAGUCCACCUAGGGGUCACAAGCAAGACCCCUCUGUGUCAUUUCGCAAGCCUCCAAACUCUACCCUCACCAGCCACACUAAAGAGCAAGAGUCACAGCAGGCACCCCCACCUCCUCCUCCCCCUUUGCCCCCGCCCUGUGACCCACCCCCCCUGCCGAAGCCGGGACAAGCCUCAGACACCAACCACAUGAGCGUGAAAAGACUGCGCUGGGAGCAGGUGGAAAACUCCGAGGGUACCAUCUGGGGUCAGCUCGGAGAGGAUUCUGACUACGACAAGCUCACCGACAUGGUGAAGUAUUUGGACCUUGAUCUGCACUUUGGCACUCAACGCAGACCCAUGUCUCCACCAGAGCCGACCUUCCUGCCCGAGAACUUAAAAAAGAAAGAUGUCGUGGAGAUUUUGUCUCACAAGAAAGCCUACAAUGCAUCCAUCCUCAUCGCCCACCUGAAGCUCUCACCCGACGAGCUUCGCCAGGUCCUGAUGGACAUGAUCACGGACAGACUGGAGCCUGCCCACAUUAAGCAGCUGUUGCUCUACGCCCCUGACGAGGACGAGGUGAAAAAGUACGAGCAGUUCGACCAGGACCCGGCCAAGCUAAGCGAACCUGACCAGUUUAUUUUCCAGAUGUUGAUGGUGCCCGAAUAUAAGACCCGCCUGAAGAGCCUCCACUUCAAGACCACCUUGCAGGAAAGGACAGAGGAGAUGAAAGUGGCCUUUGAUUACAUCUACAAGGCUUCUUUGGAGCUGAAGACUAGCAAGAAACUGGCCAAAAUCCUUGAAUUUGUGCUCGCAAUGGGGAAUUACCUUAACAACGGGCAACCCAAAAGCAACAGGACUACCAGUUUUAAGAUCAACUUCCUUACAGAGCUCAGCACAACCAAAACGGUGGAUGGGAAAUCCACUUUCCUCCACAUUUUGGCUAAGUCUCUGUGCCAACAUUUCCCAGAGCUGCUCAACUUUUCCAGAGACCUCACCACGGUGCCUUUGGCAGCCAAGGUGAACCAGAGGGCGAUGACCACAGAGCUCAGCGACCUUCAUGCCACCAUCCAGGACAUCAGAGCGGCGUGCCUGAAGAUCCCCCUAACUUCUGAGGACCACUUUGCUUCUGUCAUGAGUAGUUUUCUGGAGAACAGCCACCCUUCGAUUCAGUCUCUGGAGUCUCUGCAGAACAGAGCAAUGGAAGAGUUCUCCAAAGUGGCCUCUUUCUUUGGAGAAGACGGCAAGUCCACCAGCACGGAGUCCUUCUUUGCUAUUUUUGCAGAUUUCAUAUCCAAAUUUGAGCGGGCCCUCAAUGAGACCCAGACACCUGAAAAUCCCAGAAGUCCAAGACUGUCCUCCCCUCUGGCCUGGUAG
This is a messenger RNA of Nerophis lumbriciformis (worm pipefish), 4332 nucleotides long. Lineage: Eukaryota; Metazoa; Chordata; Actinopteri; Syngnathiformes; Syngnathidae. The record is from RefSeq and is a predicted model, not a curated record.